This is a messenger RNA of Klebsormidium nitens, 681 nucleotides long. The record is from the annotation of a GenBank genome assembly. NCBI's taxonomy places the organism in Eukaryota, Viridiplantae, Streptophyta, Klebsormidiophyceae, Klebsormidiales, Klebsormidiaceae.
AUGAACGCCGCUUUGGAGACGGAUUCCGAGAAUGAGGGCCUCUCCCAGGUCCUGGCGAAGCUCAAGCGGCGCGCGCCUGAUGGGGCGACCAAGCCCCUCCAAAAUCGCCGCCGCCGUCGCGUGGUGUACUCAUCGCCCGACUUCUCGGACGAGGAUGACAGCCCGUCUUCGGGUCGCAGGCACGUUGCGAGCGCCGGGCACCUCCCCGUGCCAGUCAAAGGGGACGUGCCCGUGAUGGAGUGCCCCAUGCCAGACGACCUCCCUCCGUUGCCCGAGGACGACGACUGGUCGGACGACCUCCCGCCAGAGCCGGAGGAGGUGGACUGGCUGGACGAUGGAUCUGACUGGAGGCUGGAGGACGCGUUCGACAAAUCGUGCGCGAUUGUGCCGCAACCGCGCGGAGCCAACAACCGGGGGGCCUCUUCCAUGACGUCAGCAGCCAUCCCCCAAAAUGGUUUUGCCAAGCUAGUAGCCCAUUUCAAAUGCUUCCUUGGGCCGCCGGAACCGACCCCAGCUGACGCGGGGGACCCGUCGCGAGUCAACCCCAAUCGUGGCCGCCGCUCAUCACUUUCACUCGCUGGGCGUGGCGUCACUGACGUUCAACAUGAGGCUCUUUUUGAACGAGAAGGGCGAAGAGAAGAAAGCGGCCGCCGGCCUCAUGCGCAAUUGGCAAAAGGUUGA